Mercurialis annua (annual mercury) is the source of this 2452-nucleotide messenger RNA. RefSeq names its product two-component response regulator-like APRR9. The coding region runs from base 135 to 2111 and encodes 658 amino acids. Gene Ontology annotation, biological process: cytokinin-activated signaling pathway; phosphorelay signal transduction system. The record is from RefSeq and is a predicted model, not a curated record. Gene Ontology annotation, molecular function: protein binding. The transcript has 7 exons. Lineage: Eukaryota; Viridiplantae; Streptophyta; Magnoliopsida; Malpighiales; Euphorbiaceae.
UUUAAAGUUUGAAAUAUUAUUAGAGGCUGUAGAUAUUUUAGAUAUUUUUUCCUUUGUUAUAGCAGAGAAAAAGAUUUUGCACAAGCCAAGAUUCUAAAAACAAGAAAAAAGAGAGUGUAUUUUCAGAGAUUAUUAUGGGAGAAGCUGUGAUCAGUAGUGAGGAUUUAGAAAUGAUGAUGACUGAAAGUGAAACAGAAAGAAAUGAAGAAAUGGAGGAAUCAGUGAAGAAGAAGAAGAGAAGGGGAAAUAGGGCGGUGGUGACAUGGGAGAAGCUUUUGCCAAGAAUGGCGUUAAGGGUAUUGCUGGUUGAAGCUGAUGAUUCUACUCGACAAAUUAUUGCUGCUUUGCUCAGGAAAUGUAGCUACAAAGUUGUGGCUGUUCCUGAUGGCUUAAAGGCAUGGGAGAUGCUGAAACGAAGACCCUGCGAUAUAGAUCUCAUUUUGACAGAAGUCGAUUUACCUUUAAUAUCUGGAUAUGCCCUUCUUACUCUUAUUAUGGAGCAUGAUGUUUGCAAAAACAUACCAGUUAUAAUGAUGUCUUCACAAGAUUCAAUUAGUACAGUUUAUAAAUGCAUGUUGCAAGGUGCUGCUGACUAUCUGGUUAAGCCCAUAAGAAGAAAUGAAUUGAGAAAUUUGUGGCAGCAUGUAUGGAGAAGACAAUCUUCCCUUGCUAGAGGAAAUGUUUCCCGAGAGGAAAGUGUUGGACAGGAUAAGGCUGAAGCUACUUCUCAGAAUAAUGCUGCUAGUAAUCGUGCAAGUGGUGACAGGGCUUGUAUUCAAAACAAUAAAGAGUUCACUGAGAAAGGGGGUGGUUCUCAGAGUUCUUGCACAAAGCCAGAUAUGGAAGCCGAGAGUGCCUCUGUGGAAAAUGUGCGAGAGUUGUUGCAGCCAGAAUGGGGAAGUUUGGUUAAUAUGCCAAUUGGAUUAGGUUCAGCAUCGGCUGCCUGCACAGAUCCUAAUCAGAUGGCUGUGGAUGAGGACACUAAAGCAGAUAGUCAAAGAAAGAAUGCGGAGAUCACCCGUGAGAGCUUUGAAGGAAGUCAUUUCUUAGUCAAGUCUUCUAGAGAAGCUAUUGAUUUCAUGGGAACUUCUGCUAGUCGUAGCUCUUCUGUUGACAAUACCAAAAGAAAGUUUGAUAUUUUUCCACAACUGGAUCUCUGCUUGUCAAGAUGCCACAGUAGUGGAUUUGAGAUUCAAGGUGCGGAAGAUGGACGCACUCUCAGGCAUUCCAAUGCUUCAGCAUUUACUCGGUAUAAUAACCGUCCAUUAGAGAAUGUGCAUACAAGUUGGGCAAGUAUUCCUAAUCAGAAGGAACUUGGAGCUUAUUCUGAAAGAAAAUUUUCCAGCAAUGUUACUGGCUAUAACUCUGAUGCACCUGGUCCACCAUCAAGUCCUGAAAGACCAACAGUCUCUCCAGCUAUUUGUCAAAGAAAAGAGUCUGAAGUUGCAAUUUCUUUCCCUGAACAAAGACUACUGUCCCUCCAGAUUCCAGAUGAUGGUGUAGGAUUCAAUAAUGUAUGCACCAGCUAUGGUUCUAUUUUGCCUCCAAUUGUUUCUAAACAGUCCGGUGUGUCAACAAUACCCAGCCCAAGUUCAGGCAGCCAUCCAGAGCCCGACUGUGAAAUGGAUCCAUUUCGGGCAUCUAAUUUCAAAAGUAAUUCUGAUCAUCUCUAUGGUCGAUUAGUACAACGAGAAAAUGAAGCCUCCAAUCUGCAAAAGCAUGACAAUAUGUUGAAUUCUUUUGAUGAUCAAGGACAUAUUUCUCCUACUGCUGAUCAGAGUGCAACUAGCAGCUUCUAUAACAGCGCUGGAAGCUAUCUUAACAUUGGUUAUGGAAGCGCCUCUGGUAGCAAUAGCAACGCUGAUCAGGUUGCUAAAGUCAGAACUGCUGUUGAGAGAAUAAAUGAUGGCUUUCUUUUGCAUAAUGCCAAUUCGCAUCGAUCCAUCCAAAGAGAAGCGGCUCUAAAUAAGUUUCGCUUGAAGCGGAAAGAUAGGUGCUACGAAAAGAAGGUACGAUAUGAGAGUAGGAAAAAGCUUGCAGAGCAGCGACCAAGAGUGAAAGGACAAUUUGUUCGUCAAUGGCAGCCGCCAUCUGCAGAAACUGAGCAGUAGCCAUUCAUAAAGCUGACUAGGUAGAUUCAUAUAUUAGAUCUCGAGACUGCGGAUUGAUUGUUUCUUCCUCGUGCUAUAAAAAAGAGAGUAGAAUACAAUGCGGGUUUAAUCAUAUUCUUUGUUGAGUAGGUUUGCAGUGUUUCUAUAGAUUAUAGGCCUUCUUUUGUACAGUUUAGCAUUUAAUUUAUUUCAUUCACAAAUCUCAAAUGCUUGAACUUGGAGAAAACUAGUUACCUUAAUACUUUAUUAUAGAUGAACACAUGUUGAUUAGUCUGUAUACAAGUUGAGUGAAGAAAAGAUUUGUACCCUAUAUUUAUAUUUCUUACUAUGAUUUCUGCUUA